This is a messenger RNA of Phragmites australis (common reed), 2614 nucleotides long. Its product is annotated as protein IQ-DOMAIN 3-like. The transcript has 7 exons. Bases 523 to 1938 code for a protein of 471 amino acids. Gene Ontology annotation, molecular function: protein binding. Lineage: Eukaryota; Viridiplantae; Streptophyta; Magnoliopsida; Poales; Poaceae. The record is from RefSeq and is a predicted model, not a curated record.
GAGAGAGAGAGAGAGAGAGAGUUUUCUCUUCUCAUGUGGGGUUGUCUCUCAGACCAUAUGGCCAGCAUGACCCGCUGGUUUCCCACUGGAGUUUGUUCUGCUCUUCUCUCAGAUGGCGAGCAUGAGCAUGUCUAUAUGAGCCUCCUCUCUGCGCCACCAGCUUCACGAGGAGCUGAGAUUGAGGGGAUCGUCAUUCUCUGAAUCGCUCCACGGAGUCCCCUACCACUCCCCCAACACGAAGCAGCGGUUUUCGAUGCCGUACAAGUCUCAGAAGUAGUACUCUGUUCUUGCACUGACAGGGCAACGACGAUCCAGAAUCCAGUGCAACGCUCCUAUUUUGGUCUAAGAAAAGAAUUUCCGUCUCGAUUUCUUCAUUUGCGCAGACACGGACAAGUCGCUUGUGUUUCCGCGAAGUGCUGUCCUGCUGAUUUUCCUGCCAACAUUUCCGCAGAUCUUGCGAUUGAGACAUACUCACUCGGUAGAGCGUGAAGUGUAAUCAGUUGAUCACUCUCGCACGGCGAGAUGGAAAAGGAGAAGAGGAGGAGCUGGUUCGAGCGCAUCAAGCGGCUCUUCACCUCCGAGCCCAAGCAGAAACCCAAGCCAGACAAGAAGAAGGCGAAAAGCAAGAGGUGGCUGCCGGGCAAGCUCCGGACCCAGCGGUCUUUUGCCCUGCCGGCUCCGGCGCCGGCCGACCAGAUCGGGCAGGCGGAGGACGAGCAGAGCAAGCACGCCAUGGCAGUCGCCCUCGCCACCGCGGCGGCCGCGCACGCGGCUGCCGAGGUUGUCCGCCUCACCUGCCAGCCAGCUUUGGCGGCGGUGACGGCGUGUCAGCCGUCCAGCGAAGAACAGGCCGCCGUGGCCAUCCAAUCGGCUUACCGUGGGUACCUGGCUCGGAGGGCGUUGCGCGCGCUCAAGGGGCUGGUGCGGCUGCAGGCAAUGAUCCGCGGGCAGGCGGUGCGGCGGCAGACGGCGGCCACCCUGCGCGGGCUCGAGUCCCUCGUGAAGAUCCAGGCCCGGCACCGCUCCAGGGCCGACCCCAACGACCCGCCGCCGGACGACGACGCCCUGGUGAUGCUGAGGCGAGGCCGGGAGCUCUACGCCGCCGCGGUGCACGAGCAGGAGCAGGAGAGCAAGGGGUGGGACAGCAGCACCUUCUCAAAGGAAGAGAUGCGCGCCAUGAUGAGGAGCAGGGAGGAGGCCGCUUUGAAGCGCGUGCGCGCCCUCCAGUAUGCCUCGCUGCAAAAUGAGAAGAUUGGAACCACCAGAAGGCAGCCGAUUCCCAGAGACGAGAUGGAGACGCUCAACCAGCGGUGGAGCUGGCUGGAGGAGUGGGUCGGCUCCCAGCCGUUCGACAAGGAUGUCCCCGUGGCGCACCAGUCCCCAUUCAGGGACGCCGCCGCCGCCAAGAACCAGCAGCCGGCUCGCGCCAGGGUCGCCGACCCGCUCGCCUGCCUCGGUGCGCAGCACCACGCCGACGACGACCGGCUCGGCUGCUCGGCCCGGAGGUCCUUCGUCCGGCCCAGGCGGACGCCCGCGAGGGGGGACUACUGCUACUACGACGACGCGGCCGCGUGCUCGCCGGCGGCGUUCCCGGGGUACAUGGCAUCCACGGCGUCCGCCAUGGCCAAGUUCCGGUCCAUGAGCACGCCGAAGGAGCGCUUCUCGGGUGCAUCGGACGCCUACUCGGAGCACUGCUUCCAGUUCCCCGGCCGCAUGCUGUCGCCGAUCCCCUCCAUGUCGCCCAUCCCGUCCAUCGCCAGCGACAUCGGCUUCACGAGGUCCACCAGGCCGCCCAUCGCGCAGCGGUCGCCGAGGGUGGUGAAGGGCCCCAUGACGCCGGCAAGGUCGCGGUCCCGGAGGUCGCCGAGCCACCAUAGCUUUGGCUCCGAAGCGGCGCUGCACCAGCUGCAGAUGGAGCACUACACUCCAGUUCGGUGAACAAAAAAGUGCUCGUAAUGCUGCAACGAAGCAUGCAUCGAACAGAUCGACCGGUGGUUCAUUUGUGAGCAAAUUUCAAGUUCAUGAUGCUCCCAUUGUUUUGUUUGUUCACCUUUCUUACCAGAAGGGCUCAAAUAUUAGUAAUUAUGCGAUGAAGAUGAACAAUGAAAUAUGGAUCUGCAAACUUUGGUAACAAGUGCCAAAUGUGCCAAGAUGAUGGAAGAACUCAAGUAUCAAGUUAUAUGAAUCAUGACACACUCAUGGGUGCAACCAUACCUCCUAUUCCGAAGAUGUUCCUCGAUGACUAAUAUCCCAAACUGAUUUUAAAUGAACACAACCACAUUGACACGCAGAUUGCAAACAUGGUUCGGAGAUGCAAAAUCAUUUUGCAUUCAGAAACAAUACAGUCCAUCCCAGAUUUGUUUUACACAUGGAGUAUCUGAGCAGUAAACUACUUGCGCACCCAAUCGCAGAGUGGAGCAAACCUCAAAAUAUCAUUCGCGUGCGAUUCUACAUCACGGUGGCUACAAGUUGCUGAUCCAACAAUGCAGUGAUCCGGUAAGAAAAAAUGGAGUGAUCUAGUCAAAGGAAAAAAAACAAUGCAGUGAUGAUACGACUAUUGAUCCAACAAUGUUGACAGGAAAAAUGUCUAUAUAUUCCCUUAAUCAAUACAAGG